This is a messenger RNA of Saccostrea echinata, 1094 nucleotides long. RefSeq lists its product as uncharacterized. NCBI's taxonomy places the organism in Eukaryota, Metazoa, Mollusca, Bivalvia, Ostreida, Ostreidae. The coding region runs from base 133 to 903 and encodes 256 amino acids. The record is from RefSeq and is a predicted model, not a curated record. The transcript has 6 exons.
AACAUUAAUCUCGCAGAGCACAAUGCCUAGGUGAUCUAUUGAUUUCUGGGAAAUUUCCUCAGCAGCCUUUCACCACUUGCAUUAUGUAAGAAAUCCGCAGUGGCAAAUGUGAGUAGUUUUUUGCCGAAAAAUAUGAGUGACGUUCCUCAUGCCUCAUCUUCGCCUAACAAAGAUGAGGGGCUUUCACAAGAAGGCUCUCCAUUGCCAGCAGACGACAAUCACUUACUGACGCCUGUGGACAAAGAGUCCGUAAAAAUCACAAGAAAGUACGUUCCUGUGCUGACCAGGCCAAAGAAGCCAUGUUUUACAGGAAGAUUACGAAUUGUGUACCUCGUUUUUGGUUGUCUCCUGUUUGUCGUGUCUCUGAUAUUAAUGGUGGCUGGAACCAUCAGAGUCCACCAGUGUAACAAGGAAGGCGAGAUGGCUUGGAGUGAGCGCUUCAUCGAGGAAAAUGUUGAUCACUUCGUCGCCACGAAUAACUUUGCCCUUGAGAAGCCAACAAAACAAAGUUCCGACCACGUGCUCGGAACCAGAGGUUACUCGGAGCUUGCCGUGGAUGGCGAUAGUACAACGUGCUCCCAAACAGAUGAGGAAAUAUGGCCAUGUUGGUGGGUAGAUCUUAAAUCCAUUAGACCGAUUGAGGCCGUCAUUAUUAAAGGAAGCCACGAUCAAGGUCUUCGAAAUAUAAGUAUAACAAUUCAGAACACUGAGCCUAAUUUUUCUGAUUCAAAAACGAGCAACACAGAUCCCUGUUUUAAUCAGAAAGAAAAGGUAUCCACUUCUAUCGUAACAACAUGUGGACAGAAUACGGACGGCAGAUAUGUGAUAAUUCGAAGAGAAUCAGAUGGCCAAAGUCCCCGGUCCUUAGUAUUGUGUGAAGUACUGGUCACUCAGAGGAUAUGACGGCCAUUACCUCACUUUGUCCUGACGUUCACCUCUAAUAGGUCAACCACCAGAAAAAUACCAAUUAUUGAGAGACUAUGAUAUGUAAUAUAACACAGUAUCUAUUAUCUUGAUUUCUUGGAGGACAUUGUGAGACAAGGAAAUGGAUCAGAUAACAUGUGUUGAGUGAAGGCUUGUCAAAGAGUUUAGAA